AUGGACCUCGAAGAAAGAGAUAACAAAGGACCCGUGUACAGAAAGGACAUCACACCUGCCGAUCUUUGCAUCUCCAUACAGUGGAACUCGCUGCCCAUUUGCCUGCCGUUGGAUGGAAGCAGAUCUUUGCGUCACCGUAGAGUAGAACUCGCUACCCAUUUGCCUGCCGUUCACAAACUGAAGCACGGACCCGUGUACAGAAAGGACAUCACACCUGCCGAUCUUUGCAUCUCCAUACAGUGGAACUCGCUGCCCAUUUGCCUGCCGUUGGAUGGAAGCAGAUCUUUGCGUCACCGUAGAGUGGAACUCGCUACCCAUUUGCCUGCCGUUCACAGACUGAAGCACGGACCCGUGUACAGAAAGGACAUCACACCUGCCGAUCUUUGCAUCUCCAUACAGUGGAACUCGCUGCCCAUUUGCCUGCCGUUGGAUGGAAGCAGAUCUUUGCGUCACCGUAGAGUGGAACUCGCUACCCAUUUGCCUGCCGUUCACAGACUGAAGCACGGACCCGUGUACAGAAAGGACAUCACACCUGCCGAUCUUUGCAUCUCCAUACAGUGGAACUCGCUGCCCAUUUGCCUGCCGUUGGAUGGAAGCAGAUCUUUGCGUCACCGUAGAGUGGAACUCGCUACCCAUUUGCCUGCCGUUCACAGACUGAAGCACGGACCCGUGUACAGAAAGGACAUCACACCUGCCGAUCUUUGCAUCUCCAUACAGUGGAACUCGCUGCCCAUUUGCUUGCCGUUUAUGGAUGGAAGCACAGACCUGUGUACAAUAAAGACAGUCUUUGGAAUAAUAAGUAAUCGCAAGCUAAUUCACAGAUACAUAAUGAAAAGAAAUUUGCUAAGUUAUUUCAAGCCAAACAAUAAGGAAGUCAUCGAAAUAGAAAGUGUUGAAAUUAGUGACAGUGACGAGUCCCAUCAUGGUGCUUCAGAGGAUGCGAGUGGGAGUACCAUAGACCCAAGUGUUGAACAGAUAAAUGCAGAUUGUGAACAGCGUAAGAAAAGAGUACGAGAUGAAAAUGGGAGUUCCAUACCCGACUGCUGGACAGAUGAACAGGCAUCCCAGUUUAAAGAUAAAUAUGCCUGGCUAAAAAUAUCCAAAGGAAAAAUUGGGUGUGAUAUUUGUGCUAGAGUUCAGACACUAGGAUCUGGGGCUGAAACAUUACGUGGAUGUAGUAAAACAUUAUCCGUAGAAUGGGCAACAAGCAAUGUAGGUCCGUAUGGUGACACAAAAUCAAAGCAGCAAUUAUCGCUGCGUACAAAAAUUCAUGACCACCGUUAUUCAAAAGCACAUGAGGCAGCAGUUAAGAUGUUACAGGAAAAAAACAAUAAUGUUUUACCACAGUUAGUUGCCCAACAAUACAACGAACAUAUUCAAACAACUGUAAGAGUUUUCAGAACUGCUUACCAUGUUGCUAAAAAUAACCGUCCAUUCACAGAUCAUCCACAGUUAAUUGACCUACAGGAAGCCAAUGGAUGUGAUCUAGGAAAAAUAUUGCAGAGCAACGUUGUAUGCACAGAUAUAGUUACUCAUAUUUCAUCAGAAAUGAGAAAGCGACUCAUUCAGAAUAUAGUAACCUUAAAACCAAAAGUCAGCAUUCAAGUUGAUGAAAGCACAAGUGUCUCUAAAAAAAACACACUGAUCUUAUAUGUGCGAGCAAUUAUGGUGGCAAUGGCAGGUGAAAGUUCUGAAGAUUGCCAACCCACAACUUUUUUUCUUGAUUUAGUUGAGCUUGAAAGUACAACAGCCCAGGGCAUUUAUGAUUCCAUACUAGCCACUCUGAGCAAACAUGGCUUAUCAAAAAGUCUUUUGUCAGAAAUUCUAAUUGGUUUUGGAAGUGACGGAGCAGCAGUAAUGCUUGGUUCUAAGUCUGGAGUUGCCACAAUUCUACGUAAGGAGUUUCCAAACCUCAUCAGUUGGCACUGCCUAAACCACCGCCUAGAGCUAGCUGUUUCAGAUACAGUGAAGGAUCUCACAGAGAUAUUUCACUUUCAGUCUUUUGUAGAUAGUCUGUAUACACUAUACAGCCGUUGUCCAAAGAAUUUGAGAGAGUUACAGAAGUGUUCAGCAGAACUCCAUGACAUUGUUUUAAGUAUAGGUCGUGUACUUGAUACCAGAUGGGUUGCCUCAAGUUUCAGAACAGUAUAUGCUAUAUGGCGUUCAUAUCCUGUGUUGUUCAAGCAUUUUCAAGAACAGGUGCAAUGCAAAAGUAAAGAAAGCACAACGUUUUACUCAUUGAGUAGGCAAUUGCAAAGUGAGGAGUUCCUUAUGAAUUUAGCCUUAAUGUGUGAUGCUCUGUCAGAACUUCGUGACCUUUCAUUAGCUUUACAAGACCGAAAUAUUCACUUAGUAAAAGCUCAAAGGCUAUUAGUGAGGCAGGUUCAUGUUUUUGAGUCACGCAUUGACAAUGUAACAGGAAUGUUCUCAAAUGAGGCUUCUGAAUCUAUCUCGACAGGACAUUUCAAAGGAGUAGAACUUAUUAAAAAUUCGAAAGUAAAAACCAUCAGACGUGGACAGUUUUAUGCUAGCCUAAAAUCUAAUAUUGAAAAUCGCUGUCUGUCAUCAGAAGACAAAAAGUUUUACGAAGUUGUUAAAGUUAUUUACAAAGACUUCUGGCCUGAUGUCUUGCCAAUGGAGUUUGGUGAAAAAGAGUUGAAAACCUUAUAUGACCGUUUCCAAAUUAAUUUUGGAAAAACAAAGAUGGCUUUCCGAGACUUCAAACACAACGGAGGCAAAAGUGUACCAUCAUAUUUGUUGCCACUUCUCCACUGCAUACAAACGGUGCCAGUUAGCAAUGCAGAAUGUGAAAGAGGUUUCAGUGUGAUGAACAUAAUAGCUACCAAGAUAAGGAGUUCUCUUUCCAUUCCUCACCUAGCAGAACUUAUGAUGAUUAGCAUAUGUGGUCCUCCACUUCACUUAUGGAAUCCAGUGCCUUAUGUGAAAUCUUGGUUAGCAAAAGGCAGACGAAGUGCUCUUCAAGAUGUCUGCCUAACAUGACGGAGAAAAGAGGAUAGCUCCAGUUUCCAGCACUUGUGGCGUUUGUUAUAGGAACAGGACAAUGUUAUAAAAGCACUGGGGCAGGCAAAUCCCUGCAACCCGAAUUGACACCUCAUCUCCUACUUCCUCUGCGGGAUGAACCUUCCAAAGACCACCACCUUGUUAGGACUCAGUCACCUGGGAAUGGCAAUGACCACCAUCAAAAGACUUCGUCACCAGGGAAUCACAGACUC
Pseudophryne corroboree (corroboree frog) is the source of this 3233-nucleotide messenger RNA. RefSeq names its product E3 SUMO-protein ligase KIAA1586-like. The transcript has 8 exons. Lineage: Eukaryota; Metazoa; Chordata; Amphibia; Anura; Myobatrachidae. The record is from RefSeq and is a predicted model, not a curated record. The coding region runs from base 1 to 3000 and encodes 999 amino acids.